ACUACACACUCUCACUCAUGUCAAGCUGAACACGGAGGGCAUGAAUGCCAGUAUAGCAGUCUCUAUCCAUCCAAGCCUUCAACACAAGCACACACAUGGCUUUGGAAGAACCACACAGGACCUUGGGAAAGGUCACCACUGUGUUUGCAACUAAGCUGAAGUCUUUCACCUUUGUGCCACUUCUAAAAAGACUGCCUGUUGAGAACAAGGUUUGGAAAAAGGUACUUCAGGCAAGGAAACCAAACAAGACUUCACAAGAGCCAGGGGACACUGAGAGAAGCAUGGCGGAAGAGGGUGUCUACAAAGCAGAGGUUGUUUACGUCCAAGACCCUGAAGAGGGCCAGCUUGAAGAAACGCUCAAGAACACCACUCAAAGUGAGAUUCUGUCAGCUGACAAUUUAACCCUUAAACCACUCACCACGCUAGCUGGGCUUCACGCAGAAUCUGGUAGCAUAACCCCCGAGCCUAGCCCAGCCACCAUGGAAACCACUGAUAACAAACACCCUGGCAUUUCUCAGCUAAGCUUUCACAACACUUCACAGGCUGCUGAGGUCAGCUCAGGUCUGUUUUUAAAUAGCUCAGCUCAGAGAGAGGAGGCCCUUAGCCCUGCCAGCUCCAUGGAUUUUUUCACUUCCCCUGCUUCUUCUAAGGAGUCUAUUCUCUCCGAGGACUGGGACAAGGAGAGGAGCUGGUCAGGGCUCCACAUGUUCUCACGGGAUGGUUCUCCUGGGCCCUUUAGUGGCACGGUUUCCCCAUGUUCUUCCAUAAGAUCCGGGGCCUUCACACCUUCUGUGGUAAGAAUCAAGAGACACUCCUUGGCUCCGGGCUCUAGUCUGCUGCAGAUGUCGUCUGCUUGCGAAACACCCUGCUGUGACAGUCGGGCAACCUCACCUUGUCCUUUUACGCCCCGUGCACGGCACAGACUCCCUCCAACCCAGCUCUCCCUGUUAACGGCCAUCCUCAGGAAAGGUCGUCUACCUGUCCUGUCCUCUGCUUUUCAAAGACCUUACACACCAUGCUGGCCCAUCAGUCCAGUUAACGUGUCCUCCUGUUCAGCAUGCUCAGCUGCCUCUUCUGUUGCACCCAUGAACGUCUCUAAAGCAAAGUCUUGUACCUCCAUAGAUAGACCCCGUACUGAGUCUUGCCAGGUUUCAAAGAAGCAACUACGGAAACCAGACCAUAGUUCUCUUUCAGUGUUAUCACCUGAUGAAAUCCCACUAAUGAAACCACCAGAAAGACUUGACUCAUGUCAACAUUUCACUAGUACUAGUCACAUCGUCUCACCUACAAAACACAGCCCUUCACCAAGCUUACCUAGAGUCCAGCCUACCAAUUCUCACCUGUCGAAAUCAGGUCACAAAGGAAAUCGUUUACCGACAGUUCCUAGCUCUCUUUUGUGCAGCUCCCUAUCCCGGAUGAACUCCUCAUCUCCUAAAUCAAGCUCUCUGUCUUGCUUCAGCCCUGAGAACCAGAAAAAUCCAUCAGUGUCAGUGGAUCGCCUUGCAUCUAUAGAACCAAACAAACCUUUAGCAUCCUUAAUGCAGAACGAUGAAACAAAAUCCAAUGAUAGGUCAGAAAAAUAUUCACUGGCACUAAAACAGGGUCAGAAAUCAUCUGAGCUCGCCAAUGCACCAUAUCUGAAAGAUAGAGGUAGUUCAUCUGACAAUUUAGACUCCUCUGUAUCAAAACCUGCACUAAAUUCAUGUAAAUCUUCUUCCUUUCCUACUCUGAAACACACAAUUGAAUCACAUAGUAAUUCCAUAUCUCCUGUUUUAAGUCACAAGGAGAGUAAACAAAAUAUUGGUGGCAAAAGUGAUAUUGAAAGAGUGCACCUAUCAUCCCCGGCUUUUAGACUGUCUCCCUCUCCCAGACCCGUGGGUCUCACCCGCCUGUCCUACACACCUCCAACCUCUCCUGCUUGUCCCCCAGUCCACCCAAACUCCCGCUCCUCCACCCCAGACCGCUGCACCCUCUCGCCCUCCCCAGCGGUCCCAAGCCGUCAGCUCUCCCCCUCACCCUCAUACUCCUUCUGUUCAUCACCCUCUCCGUCCCUAUGGGGCAGCACACCAGACUGCGCAGAUGGGGACUGUAAAAAUAGAAAGACAUACAAGAUCAAAUCCACCUACAAGGCACUCGCUGCUAUUCCCACAAAUACUCUGCUCCUGGAACAGCAGGCUUUAGAUGAAGAGGUCAACAAGAAAGAGGCUUCAUUUAACCCCGCAGACAACUAUUCUUGGGAGGACCCACAUGCAGAGAUGUGCUCUCCUGCGCAGCUGCGUCAGCAGACCGCAGAACUGUACGCAACCAUUGAUGAAGUCCUUGAGGACUCGAUCCAAAGACAUCAAUCAGACCAUGUGAACAAAGCCAAUGUGAAGUCUUUGGCAGCGGAGGCAUCAAGGUCACAGACGUCAUCACCAUCUCCAAAACUAUUGGGACGGGAAACAAGAUAUGCAAGCUCUCCUUUUCAACCCUCUGUAACUACGGAAAAAACACUGACAAAGCCUGGAGUAAUUAGACCAGUUAUUGCAACAUCCAGGUUUACAGAUGAUGAAGAAUUCCACCCAAAUCCUUUCAAGAGCCAUCAAGGAAACAAAUCCAAUCGUUACCAAUACAAGUUUGUCAGCAGUGCGCUCUGCGAUGAAACCCAAGCAGAUGGUAGAGGAGCUUCAGACGGGCAGCCAGCGUGUGGAGAGGCGCUUCCUUCAGAGCCACAAGGAGACUACAAGACAAGGCUGGCAUCUCUGAUCACACAGACCAGGAUCUCCAUGCAAGAUGUUCCCACCUCCAUGAAACCCCAGGAGACACACAUGUGAUGCUUACAAGAGAGCCUGAACUGAUCGUAACUGUGACUGCACAUUAAAAAGCCUAUUAAAGGCAGCACACGUCAAGCAUCUUAAAAGCUAUUCCUUCCUCAAUUGAAGAUGCACAAAGUAAUUUUAAUCGAAAUGAAUGAAUAGUAAAAUUAUGUUUGCUUACAAACUCAAGGUCAGGUUUCACCCCAAAAUCAAAAGUAAGAAGUAAUAAUAGUUCUAUACAACAGACUCAUUCAUUUUUUUCUUUCUUUCUUAUUUUGCUGUGAAAUCUGACCAGUUGAUAACUGUUUUAAUACCAUUCACCCAAUAAGAGCAUAAGAACUGACAUGUAAUCAUUAGUGCACUUUUAUGUACAAUCAUCCAGUCAAAUAGUGAUUGCUCUGAAAUUGGCCCUACUGUCCACCAGUGGCGGUAUUUCACAAAACCAUAGGAUAUGUCAGUGGCGUAAAUCGGGGGUGGGGGGGUAUGCACAUUACUAAGUUGAAAAAAGUUGGUAAUGCAUGUGGCUUUAUCAGACACUUGCACUUAACAUUUUAUGAAAAUCAAGCUCAAAUGGAGUUAACAAGGUUUUUGAUCAGCGAAUGACGGAGAUCUGUGUUUUGUCUGUCAUUACAACGGCUGCAUCUGAGGCAGCAAGUGCAUCGCAUUAUACGCUUUCAUCAACUUACAGGUUAUAACAUUUAUUGUAGCUAUAUGGGUGCUUAGUUUUUCAUGUCGUUUAAUACACUUCAUGAUAGACGAUGAAGCGCUAUAUACACAGGAUAUUUAAAACGUAGCCUACAAAAGUAGCUUAUUGGUAACAACUAGACAGCAAAAGCUAUUCUCCACUCUUCAAACACACACAAAAGAUCAACCUUUAUAAACAGUGUUUUAGUGAAGAAAACUUAUUUAUUCAGACAUCAUUUAUUAUUUACCCUUGCAUUACGAACAAGCCGAGAUCUAUCUCCAGGCUUUGUUCUGAAUGGAAGCAGGGUUAAGUUAAAAGGUUUUGCUGACAGUUUAAGGAUCCAUAGCGUUAAACAGUUUAGUGACAAGCUCUUUUGAAUGCUUUUCAUUGGUUAAAUAUUUGUAAAACCUUCAAACAGACAUAAGGAAG
Sinocyclocheilus grahami is the source of this 3909-nucleotide messenger RNA. It is a transcript of the gene mlip, whose product is annotated as muscular LMNA-interacting protein. The coding region runs from base 96 to 2813 and encodes 905 amino acids. The record is from RefSeq and is a predicted model, not a curated record. Lineage: Eukaryota; Metazoa; Chordata; Actinopteri; Cypriniformes; Cyprinidae. The transcript is spliced from 12 exons.